Molecule: messenger RNA, 1048 nt
Organism: Vespa velutina
Lineage: Eukaryota; Metazoa; Arthropoda; Insecta; Hymenoptera; Vespidae
Exons: 3
Coding region: 430-993 (187 amino acids)
Source: RefSeq, a predicted model, not a curated record
GUUUCCAGGUUUCUGGAGCGACACGUGCAGUGCGCAAACUCUGAGGUCGUGCCACCGACUCACGAAGAUUCCGUGUGGUCACGGAGCGUCGCGAGCGUCGCGAGAGCGUCGUCGCCAUGACGAAAUUCCGCGAAAAAGAGUCUACUUUUCUCGAGUCAAGAGUAUUCCAUCUCUCUCCCUCUUUCUUUUCCAUUGUCUGUCAUUCUUCAUCUACUAGAAUUUACCAUCAUCCUUUGUGCCAUUCCUCUAAUACGUGUAUAGAAAAUUCCGAGGGAAAAUGUCGACGGAUCAUCAGUCUUUUUUAAUUUUUUCUUUUUUUCUUCUUUAUUUUUUCCAUAAACGCGAUGAUUUUACGAUCGGUUUUUAAUUCGAAUUAAUAUAAUACAUAUACACAUACACACGUACAGGCACACAUAUACACACAUAUAUAUGUACAUACAUAUAUAUACAUACGUAUACAUAUCAGGUGUUUCAAUUGCUUCGAAAAUGAUUGAAGAUAUUCGUGUCAGCUUUGUGUGCUUCCUGAUCAUAACUUCGAUCGUCCUCUCUGAUGCAGGUCAAUUUAUGACGAAAGAACAUCGAACUCAUGCUGCUUCCGAACGGCCAAACGAUUUAUGGUGUUAUCAAUGCAGUACCAUGCCUGAUGGGGAAUUGUGUUCCGAUCUUUCCACUAAUCACAGUUCCUUUAUUCAAAAGUGUCAGGACGAUAAAAGAAUUUGCAUGGUGAAGCGAUUUUCUUAUACGACGAGUACAGAAAAUUCGACUUCCAGUCCUCAAUUAUGGUCGUUGGAAAGAAAUUGUACGAGCAAAUGUGAGCCCGGUUGCAUCGUUAUCGGUGAAAGAACGAAACUUUACGCUUGCACCGCCUGUUGUGAUAAAUCUUUGUGCAAUACCGGAACCGGAACUGCCAACGAUCUUACGAUGAAAGAAAUCAAUUUCGUUUUAGCUCUUAUACUUCAAAUCGUAUUAACAAUUACCAUGUAUCCAUCGUGACAUUAUCGAUAAAAUAUUAAAAAAUAUUAAGUUUCACGCACUUCUCUUUUUAUUU